AGAGUCUUUAAAAUCAAUUCAAAAUUUAUUCAAACUAAAAAAUUCCAAAACGAGGAAAUAUGCACAAGACAUGGAAUAAACCGUUCCACAAGCGCAAAAUGUGGAAGACCGUUUCGAAGCCUGGAAAACUCGUGUACUAUAUGCAGCCACUAGUGGAGCACUUCUUCGAUAUCUGGAUGCAACCACUGCCCUUUCCGACAAUUUUGAAAUUCAUCUACAGCUGCGCUGUGAUCUUCUUCAUAAUGCUGCCCAUCCUGUACCCACUGCUCGUCCUGCUGAUCUACUACGGUAUCUUCCAGUACGCCGGUGAGCAGCACUUCGGACUGGUACCGCCAGAUAACUGGAACCUUCUGGGGGCCGCCAAUCACCUCUGGCACUUCGAGGUGACCAACAAGAAGUAUCUGCUGUUCGUGACCAUGUACAUCGAUAGAUACCGCGUCAUUAUAACCGCCAUAUCUUCGACAGUCGACUAUAUGCGCAUGGCUCUGUGCUUCGUCUUCAGCUAAGUCAAAAUUGCGGAGUAACCGAUCCUUAUUUGCCCAUCCCAGUCGACGGGGAGUUUUAAUUAGGACUGGUAAUUGGAAAGUAAUAUUUUCUUUAAUGGUUCUU
Drosophila takahashii is the source of this 609-nucleotide messenger RNA. RefSeq lists its product as uncharacterized. The record is from RefSeq and is a predicted model, not a curated record. NCBI's taxonomy places the organism in Eukaryota, Metazoa, Arthropoda, Insecta, Diptera, Drosophilidae.